GUUGAUGACGAUUUCUGUAAACAAUCGACGGGAGAUUUUGAUUCCUUCGUGAUUAAGUGAAAAAGAAAUUAAAGAUUAUUUUAAAAUGUCUGAUAAGAAUAAAGUUUUCCAAUAUGUGCAAUUAAAGUCUGUGGUCUCUCCAGAUUUCUGGUACAAAUUAGCUGAAACAAAAUUAAAUAUUGAAAAAUUGAAUGAGAACUCAAAAAAUAUCUUCGGAAGUUUCACAAAUUUCAAUUCACAAAAUUGUGUUGUUAAUUUAGAUUGUACAGCUUUCAAUAGUCAUUUCAAACCACGCAUAAACUCAUUUCAUUGUCACGGUACUCUACUGAACAGAAAUACAAUUGAAUCCUUUAAAGAUUCUGACAAAGCUGAGUUAUUAAAAAAGGAAGGAGAACAACUUAUUGAUAAUAUUGUCAAUGGAUUAUGUUUGGAAGAUCCUACACUUUUAGUUCCUUUCAUAUUACUUUCUUAUGCUGAUCUCAAGAAAUAUAAUUUCUAUUAUUGGUUUGCAUUUCCUGCUUCAAUUGAUCCUGUUUUUUAUGAAAAUUCUACACCUCAAAAGCUUGUUGAUGUAUUUCCCCAACAAGAUAUUGCAAACUUCAAUGAUACUUAUAGGAAUUUUGAGGAUCAGAGACUUGUCUCGUUUUUCUUAUGUAAUGAGAAGCUUGAGAUCAAAUUAUUGAAAGAUUUAAUACGUUGUGAUAAUCUGGAAGGAAAUUUAAAAGAAGUUGACUUAAAUUUAACUUAUUUCAGUUUCUCAGAUCCAAGUGAAUAUGAAAAUCCUGCUUGGCCACUCAGAAACUUUGUUUUCAUGCUUUUAAAGCUUUGUCCGAAUUUAAUUGGAAAACAAAUCAAAGUAAUUUCAGUACGACAAGAUAGCAAAAGAACAUUAACCCCUAGUUUAAUAUUCACUCUUGAUCUACAAGCAGUAAAGAUUAACGAGAAAGAUGAAAUUAAAUGGACAGGUUGGGAAAGAAAUAAUCAAGGAAAACUUUUACCCAAAAUGUCUUCAAUGGGCGAAUCAAUGGAUCCUGAAAAACUUUCUGAUCACUUCUCAAAUUUAAAUCUUAAACUAAUGAAAUGGCGAUUACUGCCAAACUUAAAUCUCGAUGUCAUAAAAUCACAAAAAUGUUUGUUGUUUGGUGCAGGAACAUUAGGUUGUGCAAUUGCUCGUAAUCUUCUAAGUUGGGGAGUAUCAAACAUAACUUUUGUUGAUUAUGGGAAUGUCGCAUUUUCAAAUCCUGUUAGACAGAAUCUGUUUACACAUGAUGAUGCUGUAAAGAAGAAGCCAAAAGCAAUAGCAGCAGCUGAACGACUUAAAGAAAUUCUUCCUCAUAUUAAAGCUUCUGGUCAUGUUCUUCAAAUACCAAUGCCAGGCCAUAUUAUAAGCGAUUCAAUGCGACAAAAGACAAUCGAAAAUAUUCAUCAAAUAAAACAACUCGUUGAAUCUCAUGACGUGAUGUUUCUCUUAACAGAUUCACGUGAAUCACGUUGGCUACCAACAUUACUCGGUGCAAGCUUUGGAAAGAUUGUGAUAACAACAGCGCUUGGUUUUGAUAGUUAUUUGGUGAUGCGACAUGGUGGUGCGUCUUUGAACGAAGUUAAUGAUGACGAUAUGAAUGUGCCGGGUUUAAAAUGUAUUUCGGGUUGUCGACUUGGUUGCUAUUUUUGCAACGAUAUCACCGCACCAGGAAAUUCAAUGAAAGAUCGAACAUUGGAUCAACAGUGUACGGUGACACGACCAGGUGUCUCAAAUAUUUCAUCAGCUAUUGCUGUUGAACUUCUCGUGUCCAUUUUGCAACAUGAAAAGAAACAUUCAGCACCAGCUUAUUAUCAAAUGUCACAUAAAGAUGCCGAUGCUUCAAUUCCUGAGGGAAUUUUAGGAAUCGUUCCACAUUCAAUUCGUGGAUAUCUCAACAAUUUUGAGCAUAUUUUGCCGGCUACUGAAAGAUUUUCACAAUGUAUUGCGUGUUCAGAGAAAGUUCUUAAAGAAUUUGAGAAAAAUGGUGAGGAUUUCUUGUUGCGAGUCUUCAAUUCUGCAGAAUAUCUUGAGGAAAUUACGGGAAUAGAUAAAAUUGCCGAGGUUGAUAAUGCUAUUAUAGAUUGUGAUGAUUUCGACAUCGAUUCUGAAUAGUUGAGACAGAAUAAAAGAAAAAUAUAAUGUUGUUAAUGUUGAGUUAUAAUUAGGAAGAUUAAACUUGAAUAAAAUUUCGUUUUGAUAAAUUAACAUUCAUUUCAAAUCUUCAUGCUUGAAGCCAGGAUUAGAAAAAACCUCAUAAAAUUUACAAUCUUCUUUCGUCUGAAUAUGAUCAAAGCUGAAAACUCUUGCCGCCAUUCCAUCAGUUCCAACUACUUUGAAUCCUGUUAAUUGUUCAAAAAUUGGAUGUUGAUAGUCAGUGCCAGUAGGUGGACGUGUUCGAAUAAACUUAAAAUUAUAAUCAAGGAGAUGUUUUCCAUUCAUUGCGACACGAAAUGACGAGCUUGUUAUAGCGACUGCGAGAGUAAAUUCAUUUUUUAAUGAAAAUGGUUGAAUUUGGAAUCUCUUCUCAUCUCUCGACCAU
Molecule: messenger RNA, 2561 nt
Organism: Clunio marinus
Lineage: Eukaryota; Metazoa; Arthropoda; Insecta; Diptera; Chironomidae
Source: the annotation of a GenBank genome assembly